CCUCGCCAGAGAGCUACCUACUCAGAUCGCAGUCGCCGGGACGAGCAACCCCAGAGUGACGCGCCUGCUGACGAUACCAGCGGAUUUCACCUUCAGCCAGCUACACGAGAAGAUCCAGGUGGCCUUCGGGUGGUGCGACAUGCACAUGUACACGUUCGACGUGAUGCCACUGCCGGGCGACGACCCGCAAGAGAUGUCUUUAUUUUUCUGGCGGCGCACGCUGCUGCACAUGUCAGAAUCUGGCAUCGAUUAUGGCGGCGACGGCCCGCACCGUUUCCCUGUCAAGAAGGCAAGCGACUACACGCUGCGCGACAUCUAUGAGGGCGAGGAAUUCAACAAAGACAAGAUCGAGGUGCAGUAUGAGUACGACAUGGGCGACGGCUGGCGCCAUCACAUCGUCUUCCUUGGACGCGCCGACCCGAGCUUGCGCCGCGUCAUGGGUAUACCGCCUGAGGUGAAGGUCAUGUGCCUUGGUGGCGAGGGCCAUCCCGUCGCCGAAGACUCGGGCGGGAAAUCCGGAUGGGCUGCCCUGAAAGCGGUGUUUAAGAGGAGGAACAGGGAUGAUCGCAAAGCGUGGUAUAAAGAGGACUGUGGAAACGGCGACCCAAAUGGCCUGGAUCCGUAUAAAUGGGACUUGCUGGAUGUGAACGAUGAUCUCGUGGACGUUUUCCCUCCGGACGAGUGACGAUGGAUAGGGAAUAACGGUCGCGGAAAAGUCUCACAGCUUUUUAAGUGUAAAUAUAUUGUGUGCUUAUGAUGUGGGUGGAUCGUGGGUAUGAUAUUAUCU
Molecule: messenger RNA, 787 nt
Organism: Aplosporella prunicola CBS 121167
Lineage: Eukaryota; Fungi; Ascomycota; Dothideomycetes; Botryosphaeriales; Aplosporellaceae
Exons: 2
Coding region: 140-685 (181 amino acids)
Source: RefSeq, a predicted model, not a curated record